Molecule: messenger RNA, 300 nt
Organism: Cutaneotrichosporon cavernicola
Lineage: Eukaryota; Fungi; Basidiomycota; Tremellomycetes; Trichosporonales; Trichosporonaceae
Exons: 3
Coding region: 1-300 (99 amino acids)
Cellular component (GO): membrane
Source: RefSeq, a predicted model, not a curated record
AUGGUCCGCGGCUCUGACAUUCUCAUCGCGCUCAUCGCCAUCAUCUUCCCACCCGCUGCGGUGGCCAUGAUGACCGGUUGCAGCUGCGAUCUCAUGAUCAACAUUGCGCUCACGCUCUUGGGAUACCUUCCCGGACACAUCCACGCCUUCUGGAUCCUGUAUAAGAAGAUGCUAGCGGAGGAGAUGUACGGCGCCACGGGGUACAUCUACGUCGGGAACGGCCAGUACACGUCAAACGAUACCCGUCCCCCUCCGCCACACCACGGGGGAAACUACGGUUCCACUGGACAGCGCUACUGA